CUCUCUCUCUCUCUCUCUCUCUCUCUCUCUCUCUCUAAAUCGAUCUCAUCGGAAAUGGCUCAGAGGACAGAAAAGGAGGAGACGGAGUUCAAGGUACCCGAGGCCUUGACCCUCUGCAUCAACAACUGUGGUCUCACCGGUAAUCCUGCCACCAACAACAUGUGCCAGAAAUGUUUCAACGCCACCUCCGCCACCUCCUCCUCCUCCUCCUCCGCCCCCACCACUUCCUCUUCCUCCUCCUCCGCCGGCCUUACGGCCGGCACCUCGGUUCUCAAGUUCUCCGCCGAGAAGAUUCGCAGAUCGGGCUCCUCCAGGUCGCCCGACCGAUCUGGUCUUGCGACGGGGACGAGCAGAAGAGAGGCGGCCGCUUCUCCUCCCUCGACCGAGUCAAACGCCAGGCGAGAGGUGAAUCGGUGCUCCGGAUGCCGGAGGAAGGUAGGCCUGACCGGAUUCCGAUGCCGGUGCGGAGAACUCUUCUGCUCGGAGCACCGGUACUCGGAUCGGCACGACUGCAGCUACGACUACAAGGCGGCCGGUCGGGAGGCGAUCGCGAGGGAGAAUCCGGUGGUGAAAGCCGCGAAGAUCGUCAGAGUCUGAUGAUCUGGAGGGACAAUCCAAAAGGAAGGCUGGAGGAGCCCAAGGAAAACCAAUUCUGAAGGAGAUCUGAGACCCGAUCUCGCUCUUGCUUUCUCAAACAACGGUGAUGAUAACGUGUCGGAUUGAAGAAGGUGGAGAAGAAGGGACGCGAGCGAAUUCUAUAGGAUCUGAAAGAAAUUGAAGUUCAACCAGAAAAAAAAAAAAAAAAAAAAAAGGAGAGACGCCUGUUCUUACAAAUCUCUGAUUAUCCCUUUUUCUUUUCCCGCUUUGUUUUAUCUUUUUUUAUUUUUAUUAUUAUUAUUAUUUUCCUUGUGAUUUUUAGCCUUUCUUUUUCUUUUUUUUUAAUUCAUCCUUCUGGGAAACGAAAAUUAAUAGAUAAUUGUGGUUUGUGGA
Molecule: messenger RNA, 990 nt
Organism: Rhodamnia argentea
Lineage: Eukaryota; Viridiplantae; Streptophyta; Magnoliopsida; Myrtales; Myrtaceae
Product: zinc finger A20 and AN1 domain-containing stress-associated protein 5
Exons: 2
Coding region: 55-597 (180 amino acids)
Biological process (GO): protein ubiquitination
Molecular function (GO): DNA binding; zinc ion binding; ubiquitin-protein transferase activity
Source: RefSeq, a predicted model, not a curated record